Messenger RNA from Microthlaspi erraticum, 717 nucleotides. NCBI's taxonomy places the organism in Eukaryota, Viridiplantae, Streptophyta, Magnoliopsida, Brassicales, Brassicaceae. The record is from the annotation of a GenBank genome assembly.
AUGAGCCGGCGGCGAAUUUUGUUAUCGGCGGUUUUUCUCUCAUACUUGCUUCACGGAAUGGCUUUCGUCUCCGUCGGAGGCGUGGAGGUUGUUAGUGAGAAUCUGGAUUUGACUAAAACGACGACGUUAUCGACCUCUUCGCAUCGGAAAAUGCUUCUUCUCUCUCCUGGAAAAAAGGCAGAAACGAGAGCAGAGCCGGAUAGGAUCGGAGAGAAGUGCAAGAGGUCGGAUAUAGUGGUGAACCAGGCAGCAACCGAGCCGAUGCCGAACGGAAUACCGGGUUACACGGUGGAGAUAACGAACCAGUGUAUGUCUGGAUGCAAUAUCUCUAGAAUCCACGUCAGCUGCGGUUGGUUUAGCUCGGCUAAGUUGAUAAACCCGAGAGUCUUCAAGCGUAUUCACUACGAUGACUGUCUCGUCAACAACGGCAAGCCUUUGCCUUAUGGCUCCACACUCUCUUUCCAUUACGCCAACACUUUCCCUUACCCUCUCUCUGUCUCCUUCGUCACCUGUUCCCAAGGUGAUGUUGUGAUUGCUGGAGGAGCGGUUAAGAUCCUGUUAGAGAUGGCAGAAGUAGUGAACGCAUCGGGAAAACAGCUGGGAAGCAACAAUGCUCUCAACAACGCAAGAGCCACUCUUGCAGCAAUGCUACAGAUGAGACAGUUUUGUGAUGUUUCUCUUGAUCGUGCGAUCCCCAUGGAAGGACUCUGGAAGUAA